Cuscuta epithymum is the source of this 892-nucleotide messenger RNA. NCBI's taxonomy places the organism in Eukaryota, Viridiplantae, Streptophyta, Magnoliopsida, Solanales, Convolvulaceae. The record is from the annotation of a GenBank genome assembly.
CAGCCACUCAGUCAAGCCUCAGCCCCUCUACACUUUCUUAUACUAAAAAAGGGAAGAAAAAAAUAAGAGGGAAGACCUGGAAGUGAAGCUUUAGCUCCUAAUUCAACAAUGGCGAGACAGCAACAACGUUACCGUGGCGUUCGACAGCGGCAAUGGGGUUCUUGGGUGUCCGAAAUCCGUCAUCCUUUAUUGAAAACCAGAGUUUGGCUUGGGACAUUUGAGACUGCAGAAGAUGCCGCAAGGGCUUAUGAUGAAGCAGCAAGGAUAAUUACCGGUCCAAGAGCAAGAACCAAUUUUCCAUUCAACCCAAACGAGCCAUUAUCCUCCUCUACGCUCUCUCCCGCUUUAAUGGCCAAACUGCAGAAAUGCUGCAUGGCCUCUCUGCAGAUGGACAAUGCGGGCACAUCGCUGCCGCCUCCACAACAACAUCUGUUUUCCUCGGGCAGGUCGACGUUUUUGCCCGAGGGGAUGCAUCAAAUGGAGGGGCAGUCGACGGCUGAUUGGACAGUGACAAAAGAGGAGGGUGAGGAAAUGGGAAGCACAGAUUCAGAGUUUUUCAAGCCACUGGAGGAUGAUCACAUUGAAGAGAUGAUUGAAGAGCUUCUUGACUAUGGGUCCUUUGAAUUCAACUCUUUUGUCAUGCAGUAAUUGAUUUUUUUUAUUGGGGGAUGCAGUAAUUAAUUACUAAUUGGUAUUUUUAACUAAAAAUUUCAUUCUUUUUUCCCUAGCUUGCAUUCCAAGUGGUGGCAUUACUGCCUAGAAGGAUGAUGAUUUUGUGUACUAGCUAGUGUGUAUACAUGAUCACAUCAUAUGAUGUACUCUUUCAAAAUAAUACAAUUAAUAAAAGUGUGCUCACCCUCUCCCUAUUUUGGAGUCAUAAUACAAGUGUUAG